CACAACACAGCGCGCUGCCAUUGGGUGCGUGGGUAACAGUACGCUGCAGGUAGUGGCAAGGCGUGGAUGAGUGCAUGUGGAAUGUUGUGAUAGCAGUGCAUAGCAAUUGUUAACAUUUGGGUGUAGCUGCCAGAAGAAUGAAAAUGAAGACAGCUUUGUCUCGUCAAGGAUUCUUUGCUACCUGCAUUAUUGCGGCAGUUAUUUUUAAAACAGCAUCUGCAAUCUGGUGCUACCAGUGCCGUAGCACUGACCAUAAAGACCCUUUUCAAUGUGGAGAGUACAUGACGUCAGACAUCAGCAUUGAGCCCCUGGAUUGUAAAGCUGUGUACAAUGCUCAGUACUGUGUCAAACAAACUGGUCGCUUUGAAGGUGGCCUAGGCACAAAGAGAUUCUGUUCAUCUCAUGAUUUGGGUAAUUACUGCAAUUAUAUCCAGCAGCCAGGUGAUGAACUGGAAUACCGCUCAUGUGUUUACACGUGCUCAACAGAUGGUUGCAAUGUUGCCAAUGUCCAGCAACCCACAGUUCACAUGUUUCUCUGCAGCCUUUUGUUUGCAGGAUUUUAUUUCAGCUUCUACUGAAAUUUUGUUGUAGAAUAAUAUGUGGUUAAUGUUGCAGUGACUUGGCACAAAAGUGCUCAAACUUGAGUGCAAUACACCACAUUCAUCAAUAUUUCACAAAUAUAAACUUCUCAGGGUAUUAUGCUUCUGCAACUUGUGGACUGGCGAUGUGAAGUUCAUUCCACCAUGAAUGAAAUGGUUGACUUCAUGUUUAACUUCCUGAUUUGUGACCCGUAUGAAGAUGCAGUUCUGAAACUGUGGCCACUGUAAUAAAUUUUAAGUACACCGAUAAGAAUUUUGUACUUAAUGACAUAUUUACUUAUUUUGUUAGAUUGUUGUUUCCUUUUGUUACUAAUUUCCAGAUAAUAUUAUUAAAAUAGCUUUUACAGAAAAAAUGGAAUGAUAUUUCUCCUUUGGAUGAGUUUUUUUGAAAAGUCAUUGUACCUAUUGUAAACACACUAAAAUUAUGUUGAUAAUUUUUCUUGGUGUAACAGUUAUUGUAGUCUGUGAUACAAUGUGGAUACUCUGUAAUUCUGUAACCAAAAUCUUCAAAAAACAUUCAGCAAUAAAAUACAUCCUAUAAAAUUUGUA
Schistocerca cancellata (South American locust) is the source of this 1148-nucleotide messenger RNA. It is a transcript of the gene bou, whose product is annotated as U-scoloptoxin(05)-Sm1a. Gene Ontology annotation, biological process: positive regulation of voltage-gated potassium channel activity; sleep; regulation of synaptic transmission, cholinergic. Bases 138 to 578 code for a protein of 146 amino acids. The record is from RefSeq and is a predicted model, not a curated record. The transcript is spliced from 3 exons. NCBI's taxonomy places the organism in Eukaryota, Metazoa, Arthropoda, Insecta, Orthoptera, Acrididae.